Molecule: messenger RNA, 834 nt
Organism: Fusarium musae
Lineage: Eukaryota; Fungi; Ascomycota; Sordariomycetes; Hypocreales; Nectriaceae
Exons: 1
Coding region: 1-834 (277 amino acids)
Source: RefSeq, a predicted model, not a curated record
AUGUCACAAACAUCUAAACCCUCACAAGACCUUUUCUUCAAGUCGUACAAUGACAUUUCCCCGACAACAGUCGUCCUACUCCACGGUCUCUUUAGCUGCAACCUCGAAUGGGAGCAUGUUACUCCCCACCUCAGCGACUACCAUCUCAUCGUCCCAGAUCUCCCAAAACACUCUCAAUCGAGAGACAUAGGGCCCUGGUCAAUCGAGCUCGCCGCAGACUCUGUCGCGCAUCUCAUCCGAAAACAUGCCCACGAUGGACAAGCGCACGUUGUCGGCCUUUCACUGGGCGGCUUCACCACGAUGGAACUAAUCCGCCGACAUCCAGACCUCGUUAAAUCAGCAUUCGUCACUGGCUCAACCCCAUUCCGGCCAUGGCAAGUCUGGGCAGCGGAAAGACCCAGCCUCCUCCACUACGGUCUCAAAUUCGUUAUGAAUAGUGGUUUCUACACUCUCAGCGUCUGGAUGAAGGGUCUCAAGGAUCACACCCAGCUUCAGAACGAAAUCGCUACUAAUAAUGAUUGGAGCUUGGUCAAUGACGCUUACGCCGGGCUUGCUAAGUGGCAGCAUGAAGACGUCAAAAGAGUUGCUGAGAAGGAUAAGCGAAUAUUGGCAGCCGCUGGAGAUCAAGGUGAUGAUUUUGACGGAGCGAAGGAAAUGGCUCUGACAUUUCGCAACGAGGGGCGCGAUGAUGGAAAGAAGAGUACCGCGAUUCUUAUCAAGGGGGCAAUUCAUGCAUGGAAUUUGCAGUUUCCGGAAUUGUUUGCUGAAGGCAUCAAAGCUUGGGUUGAAGAGAAGCUUCUUCCUCAUGAUUUUGUGAACUUGAUCGAUGGGUAA